Molecule: messenger RNA, 687 nt
Organism: Oikopleura dioica
Lineage: Eukaryota; Metazoa; Chordata; Appendicularia; Copelata; Oikopleuridae
Source: the annotation of a GenBank genome assembly
AUGGAACUUUCUGACUCAGUUCUGGAUAUACUCGAUCUUGCGGGAUUAGACGUGACGAGGGAUGGGCCAGAAGCAUUCGAUAAACACGGCCCAGAUGGAGACAUUUUACAACGAUGGCGACUUAGUCGAAACAUAACGAAACCUGCUGAGGAAUCAAGUGAUUUCUUUUUGAACAAGUAUCUAGGCUCGAAAAAGGAUCAAGACACUCAAACCAUCCAGCCAUCUUUCCGGAGCUCGUCAACCUCAACUGAUGAAAGAAAGGCAAUCAACAUGGCUGUCCAGUGCCAGACUGCAAAAUGUCGCGAAGCAAGUGUGCAGACGACAGCGAGACAGCAUCGCCGGUCGGUGGCUCUUCAGUUCUCUUCCGCAAAGAAUCACAAAGAGUGCCAAACGGAAGCAGAACUUGAUUCGGAAGAGUUGACAGUUGUAAGUUCGAUGCCCAGCAGAUGUGCGCCCCCAGAAGACGUAACGUUUUUAAGUGCAUGCCCAGACGCGACUCAGAAAACACCUUCGAUUGCAGAGUUAGAAGAAAACUUCUCCCGAAUUCUUGCGGAAAUCGAAGACGAAGAAAAGAGUCCUCAAGGAAAAAAUGAUCCAAUUCUUGAGUUCCUCCUCCAGCGCCGCGAAGAGAUCACCCGCGACGUCCAGCUCAUCGAUCAAGCUCUCGCUUCUACCGUAAUCUGUUAG